CCUACAAGGAAAGAAUCGUUGCAGUUUGGUGUUGGAACGCCUUCAAUAAAAUCUCAUUUUAGGGUUUUUCUCUGAUCAAAUUCCAUCGAAGAAAAAUGACUACCGAAUACCCAGAUAGUCUCAAGAAGUUCUUCAACGAAUUAGAAACUCGUAGAACCCUACUCACUACCAUCACCGAGACCCACAACAAACUAAUCAAUAAUUUCAUUUCUUUAGAUGAAACCCUCACAAAGAAAUCACAAACUCUCGAUACCCAGAUUCAGAAUUUCAAGAAACACACCGAGAAAACCCUCGAAGCUCUGCGAGUCCGUGAGGAUGACAUCCCUCAGAAGGAAGUUACUUUGGCAGCCCGUGUGGAACAGCUAAAAGAUUCCGGGAUUAGGUAUAUUGAAAAGGGCAAUAAUUUGGAUCCGGAGGACGAAACAACGUCGGGUUUGUUGAGAAUUUGGUUUAGGAGAAUGGAUUCCACAGGUUUGGUGAAGUUUCUGUUAGCAAAGAGGAAGGAGUCGGUGGCCGUGAGGGCGGAGAUAAUGGCGGCGACGGAGGAAGCUGUGGAUUUAUUAGCGUUUGUGUUGGAUGCUGUUGAGGAGUUUGUUGAGUUGAAAUUGAGUGGGUUAAAAGUUAAAGGGAUGGCAGAUAGGCGGUGGGCUUGUGGGAUAUUGAUACAGGCGGGUUUGCCAUUGCGUUCGUCCCAAAUURGUGGUGGUGGGGUUGCAACGAGUUUGAAGGAGAGGGCAACGAAGGUGUUGGAGGUUUGGAAGGGGGUUUUGGGUGGUGGUGAAGGUAGUGGUGGGGUGGGUUCAGGAGAAGCUACAAUGUUCUUGCAAAUGGUGAUUGGGUUUGGAUUAAAACUGAAGUUCGAUGAAGAAUUUUUGAGGCAGUUGGUGAUGGAGUUUGCAAGUAGGAGGGAGAUGGCAAAGCUUGCAGUAGCUUUAGGUUUUGGAGACAAAAUGAAAGAUAUGAUUGAAGAGUUGGUGAAGACAGGCAAGGAGAUCGAGGCCGUUUAUUUUGCUUCCGAGGCUGGGUUGACGGACCAGUUUUCUCCAGUCACACUACUCAAAUCCAGUAUUAAGAGUUUUAAGAAAAAACCUUCAAAGGAUAUAUCUUCAUUGGACGAUAUCAACAACGAAUUGAGUGUCAUCAGAACAAUUAUGAAAUGUAUUGAGGACUUCAAACUCGAAUCCCACUUCACCAGCGACAACCUGCAGAAGCGGGUUAAUGAGUUGGAGAAGAUAAAAUCAGAUAGGAAAAGGUCUGGCCCAGCAUCCACAAGCAAGCCGUCAAGCAAGCGGCACCGCAGCGAAAGGAGUGGCGGCGGCUCAUCCCGACCUCCUAAAUCCGUCAGGUUAGCAAUGUCUGCCCGCCAAAGAAACCACCCUGCACCACCAACACACCAGUCUUCUGCUGCCAGAUUCUCUGCACCAUAUAGCUACACCAACCCAAGUGUGUAUGAGGGUACCCCUAACUCGGCCGCAUAUGGGGUUGGUUAUGGCAGCUAUGGUGUGGCCCCCUCCCAAAGCCCAGCCAGAUACGGGGUUCAGUAUGCGAACCCCGGUCAGGAUUACGGUAGUUAUGAUUAUGGUGCUGCCGCUGCAGCUGCAGCUGCACCUUUGGUGCCUACUUACCCUGCCACAUAUCAACAUUAGUUUGCAAUUUAGAGAAGAAAAGGUUUAUGAGUUUUUUGUACUUUAGCUUCUGAUUUCUAAGAAAAGAAAUGGUGGUCUAUGGUUUGUUAGAUUAUUGUAUCAUUUAGUAUAACCAUCUUAUAACUCCCUACUUGAAUGGUUGGUUAUACAAUCGUUCAUUUUUCAGUUCCUUC
Cynara cardunculus var. scolymus (artichoke) is the source of this 1819-nucleotide messenger RNA. RefSeq names its product FRIGIDA-like protein 4b. Lineage: Eukaryota; Viridiplantae; Streptophyta; Magnoliopsida; Asterales; Asteraceae. The record is from RefSeq and is a predicted model, not a curated record. The transcript is spliced from 3 exons. The coding region runs from base 96 to 1646 and encodes 516 amino acids.